CUGGCCGUUAUUUUAAAGCUAAUAGACUUAGUAACAAAUUAGUUUAUAUUUUGAUAUAUGAAAACGGGGGAAGCAGUCUAGCAGUAGCGGCGCAGCCUCAGUGUUUGAUUCUCAUUCGAAUUCUCAUCAAUCAAUAAAAUAUGGGCACACCCAUCAUCACCAGAAAACGGUUGUUCAAUUUACGGUCUCUUUAUUAUUCGUCAUCUCUAUUCUACUCGUCACAUUCCACCAUCCCAUCAUCGACAUCAACAUCAUCAUCAUCAUCACCAUCCAAAACCCCACUCGAAAAACAAUUCGAAACAUGGAUCAACCAUCUCAAACCCGGUUUCACCCCUUCCGACGUAAACCGGGCCUUAAAAGCCCAAUCCGACCCAGAUCUCGCCCUCGACAUUUUCCGUUGGACAGCCCAACAACGUUCCUACAAACACACCCCUCUCACCUAUCUCACCAUCAUCAAACAACUCAUCACCAAUCGCCAUUACCAUCAAGCCGAAACCCUCGUCGAAGAAGUCAUCGCCGGCGCGUGUGACCCCACGCUCCCUCUCUACAACUCCAUUAUCCGCUUCUGUUGCAAUCGCAAAUUCCUCUUCAACCGUUCCUUCGACGUUUACAACAAAAUGUUAAUUUCACAGGAUUGUAAACCUAAUCUCGAAACCUAUACUCUAUUGUUCAAUUCUCUUCUUCGUAGGUUCAAUAAAUUGCCCGUUUGUUAUAUCUAUUUACACUCUGUUCGUUCUUUAACUAAGCAAAUGAAAGCUUCUGGUGUUAUACCUGAUACUUUUGUCUUGAACAUGAUUAUUAAAGCUUAUUCCAAGUGUUUAGAACUUGAUGAAGCAAUUAGGGUUUUUAAUGAAAUGGGGUUAUAUGGUUGUGAACCUAAUGCUUAUACUUUUAGUUAUAUUGCUAAGGGUUUGUGUGAGAAAGGGAGGGUGAAUCAAGGGUUAGGGUUUUAUAAGGAAAUGAGAGUGAAGUGUAUGGUUCCUAGUACUAGUACUUAUGUGAUUAUUGUUUGUAGUCUUGCUUUGGAAAGGAGAUUUGAGGAUGCUAUUGAAGUUAUGUUUGAUAUGUUGGAUAAUUCUAGGUCACCUGAUCAUCUUACUUAUAAGACUGUUUUGGAAGGAUUGUGUCGAGAAGGGAGAGUCGAUGAUGCCUUUGAAUUGCUUGAUGAAUGUAAGAAGAGGGAUGGUUUUAUGAAUGAGAAGAUGUACAAGACUUUGUUCAAUGAUUUGCGGUUUGUUUGCAGGGACUAGAUUGUGUACUAAUUAUCAUGAUUAAUGACCUUUUUUAACAACAUGAUUAUGAUGAUGUUUGUUUUUGUCUGAGUUGAACUUGAACGGAUGAUUUAUUGCUUGUUGGUACUGGUAGAGCCUGAUUUGGAGACUUUUGUUGAAUGAAUUAUGUUGAAACAUAUGAACAGAAAAAUUUUAUUGCUUGGAGAAUUUUGUCAACUUUUGAAGUUAUUUCCAUUGCACAUAUUAGUGUGGAAGGAGAGGGCAGUAUUGCAGUAACAGCAGGGCACCUGAAUAUAUGUUGACACUAAUCCUGAUGUUGAUGAUAUGAUGGCACAAGCUCCGUUUUGGCUGAAAGGGGCUUCUAAUUUUGAAAACACAAGCAUGUUAUAUAACCUUACCACAGCUCUGUGGUCACAUGAUUCUACAGGUGGAGCAAAAACUGGGGUGUAAUUUCCACUUGUUGAAGUUGCUUGUGGAUAGUUUGCUGGAUGAGCAUCUUAUGAUGUCAUAUUACUGUCUAAAGCAACCAAAUAAUCAUCUGAUUUUUAGUUUUUGCUGCCCUUAAUCAAUUUGUUUAAGCCGGGAGUUCAACUGGAAUAAAGCUUAGUUGAAAGUUUUGCAGUUGGUAGCAUUUAUCUAUUUUGUUUAAUUAUUCCAUGGUUUGGAAUAUCUCAACUUGUCUUACUGGUAUAAGGGAGGAAUUUCAUUGUGUAAGAAUUGACUCGCCAAGAUCUUGUGUAUUCUGAAUAAACAGAGAUUUACCCAAUUUGUGUACGGUGAUGAUCAUCUUUACUUACUAAUGGAAUUUUGUUUCCCUUUACAA
This is a messenger RNA of Cicer arietinum (chickpea), 2055 nucleotides long. RefSeq names its product pentatricopeptide repeat-containing protein At3g25210, mitochondrial. Gene Ontology annotation, molecular function: protein binding; mRNA binding. NCBI's taxonomy places the organism in Eukaryota, Viridiplantae, Streptophyta, Magnoliopsida, Fabales, Fabaceae. The record is from RefSeq and is a predicted model, not a curated record.